UAAAUGUGUGUGUUCUGCUUUCAGCCCGCUGUCAGCUGGACGCUGACGCUGGUUCCCAGUGUGAAGACUUUGUCCAACUCUGGUUCUUUGACCGUCUCAUCGGUGCAUGCUCUCCCUUCUGGUUCGGCGGUUGCGGCGGUAACGCCAAUCGCUUUAACACGGAAAAUGAAUGUUUGCAGACUUGUGGCACUAACAAUCCCAGCAUCCUGACGCCGCCGCAGCUCAACAGCUUCGCCUCCAAAGACGCCUGUUUCCUCGGCCAGGACCCCGGCAGCUGCCAGGACUACACCAUGGCGUGGUUCUUCGACACCGAGCAGAACGAAUGCUCUCGCUUCUGGUUUGGCGGCUGCGGCGGCAACGAGAACCGCUUCAAGACGCAAGAGGAGUGUGAGAACCUGUGUUUGACGAAGAGUUGAUGAGGAGGAGAAAACCUCCAGGGGGCAGUCAUGAGUUCUUUAUAAGACGAUAAACUGCAAAUGUUUUCUGUACAAAUGUUUUCAGGGAAAGUGUAACGUCCCGCAGCUGAAUUCAUUUUUAAAAUUCGUCUCGUGGACGAGUUUCCUGUGUCUUGCACGUUUCAUUUCCUGCCAAGCUUCUGUUUGUAAAAGCUUCACGACGAGUGAACGAGGUCGACGCUCGUCAAACUUUGAUCUGGUGCUAGUUUCAUGAGGAUGCUGGAAAAAACAAGUUGUCAGAGUGAAAAUGUUCGAAGGAAUGAAAACAAUAAAGUGAGUUUAUAUAUGAA
Molecule: messenger RNA, 745 nt
Organism: Paralichthys olivaceus (Japanese flounder)
Lineage: Eukaryota; Metazoa; Chordata; Actinopteri; Pleuronectiformes; Paralichthyidae
Source: RefSeq, a predicted model, not a curated record